CGCGUCCGAGAAAGCGCAUGCGCAGCCUUCGCGCGUGCAUCCUGGUUUGCCCUGUUUGCCCUUCGAAAAAAGCCUCGUUUGCGACAUUGACGCCAUCCUUACAUUUCUGUGGUCUUUGCCUCGACGAUCUUCACUCCACCAUGUUCGUCAAAGGGCUCUCACUAUGCGGCAGCGAGGCCAUCGCCUGCUUCGGGCGGUUACCCGUCAACAGCGGCACGGCGAGCAUUUGCGGUUUCCGUGUGCGAACAAAGUACACACGAGCAGCGAAACCUAGCACCUCCUCCUCUCCUGGGGCUCGUAGGCAGGUAUCGGUGGAUACAUCACGGCAACUGCGGCCGGAACUCAAAAAACCAACUUCCAUGUCAAAGUCGACCGCAUUGCGGCUCACGAAAGCAGUGGGAAUCGGCAGCAGUGGUGGGACGAAAGGUCGUUCAAAUUCCAAAGCCCAACCAACCUCUAGCAGCACCAGCACCACUCCCUCCGACCUUGCGGAACCCACGCUAAAUUCAAAAUAUCUACCGGUGUCCUUUGAAGAGCAUCUCACACGACUGGACGCGUUCUUGGAGAACCGGCUGGGAAUUCGGAGGAACGUCGCUCGGCUGAAGAUUUUGAACGGGGAGGUAUCGGUACAGGGCAGCACGCAUGCACGGUUCGUCGAUAUCAAACCUCAGGGGAUCGUGCAUGCAGGGGAUGUAGUGGUUGUUGUUAUGGGCAGAAAAAAGAAAGCACCCGAGGAUAUGACCGCGGAGGAAAAGCAGAGCGUUGAGGAUGCGAUAGAGGCCGAGAUUCAGAAACUGAGAGCAUGCGUGCUUUACAGAGACAACGAUGUCCUGCUGAUCAACAAGCCAGCUGGCCUGGCCGUACAAGGCGGAUCGAAAACCUCAAUGCAUAUAGAGAAGCUUCUGGGCGGCCUCCAAUUUGACGCCGCUGAACCACCUCGCUUGGUCCACCGUCUCGACAGGGAUACCACCGGCGUCCUCCUCCUUGCCCGAACACGGGAGUGCGCCGCGAGGAUAAGCAAGUUGUUCAGAGACCGUCAUGAGAGUGUGACCAAGUUCUAUCAAGCCGUAGUGGUCCUUCCUGUCCCAAAGGAUGAAUAUGGGGAUGUGCGACAGGCUGGGUGGGACAGCGGGAAGUCGCCGAUACCAGAGGAGGGCCGAAUCACCACGGGUAUUGCGAGUGUAGGGAAGAACGGGCAGGAGAGGAUGACUAUCGUGGAGUGGUACAAGCAAGACGAAGAGCAAGAUGACCCUGAGAUCAAGAAGGCCGUCACCGACUACAGAGUGCUUGUUUCGGGGAAGAAAGCAUCGCUCCUUGAGCUCAGGCCUCUCACGGGACGGAAACAUCAACUGCGUGUGCACUGUGCUGAGCAUCUUAAUGCGCCCGUUCUCGGGGACCCGAAGUAUGGCAAAGGUGCUAUACACCGGUUACAGGGCGAUUGGGUUCAACGCAAGCAUGUCCCGCUGCAUUUACACAUGCAUACCAUAGUGUUGAAGGACUGGUAUGGACCACAUGCGGACUUAAAAGUGACGGCGCCUUUGCCUCCGUACAUGCAAAACAGCAUACAGCAAUUGGGACUGCGGCAAUCGAAGCCGUGAGCAUGGUGAGAUGAACGGCUCGUGUUUGUCUGCGUGGGUUUCCGAGUUCUAUCUUUUUGGGGUGGGGAUUGUGAAGGGGCUGCACAAGAGGAAAUGGGACUACCGCGGGAAGUGUAUGUAUCUGUGUAUGUAGCUGGCGUAGUGCAACCACCUCGCAUCCUUGUGGUGUGUCCACACAAUCGUAGUUUGGCGUACUUUUUUGUUCGAUAUCACUUCUUCGUGAUGAAAUAUGAGAUGGACAACGACAACUCAGUUCGCGGAAUAUAGUCACCAGGGCAGCAAUACAUAGCAAGAUCACUGAUGGGCUUGGAAUGGGCUGAACCAUUGGAAGACCGACAUCAGAUUUUAGAGAGUCGAGAUGCGCAAACUGACGGCACCACGCGCUGUCAAGUUCGUGUUCAGGUGGCUUAAGGCGGCGCACAGCUGACUCCGACG
Fimicolochytrium jonesii is the source of this 2033-nucleotide messenger RNA. Its product is annotated as pseudouridine synthase. The coding region runs from base 18 to 1598 and encodes 526 amino acids. Gene Ontology annotation, molecular function: RNA binding; pseudouridine synthase activity. The transcript has 9 exons. The record is from RefSeq and is a predicted model, not a curated record. NCBI's taxonomy places the organism in Eukaryota, Fungi, Chytridiomycota, Chytridiomycetes, Spizellomycetales, Powellomycetaceae. Gene Ontology annotation, biological process: pseudouridine synthesis.